UCACUGGCUCUAGUCCAGACGCUCUAGUGGAGCACGUGACUUUACUGGUUUGUGAUGGCUUCCUUCGCUUACUGUGACUACACGCUUUGAGAAAAACAUGGGCUUCUGCGUAUUCCUGCGUCAAACCGACGAGUGUCCUCUCAGUAAAACCCUUCAUAUUAGUGGAGGAAGAUACAGCGUGAUAAAGAAAAAAGGGAAAGGGGCUGAUCUGGAGAAGAAGCCGCGAUGUUUCUCUUUCAGUUACCCGAAGAUGUGCUCUUCCUCGUCUUGUCCUACCUGGAUCCCAGAUCGCUCUGCCGCCUCUCACAAGCGUGCAAGAGAAGCUACAUGUUCAUCUCCAGAGACGCUGUUUGGAGGAAAAUAGCUAAAGACAUUAUUAACACUGGCUUGACACGACAAGGAAUCGAUUUGUGUGUUUCUAUUCCUCUUAAGGACAGAGUGAGGGUGUCCCACAACUGGAUCCAUGGAGUCUGUCGUAAAGAAGUCCUUUUAAAAUGGAAAAUUAACUUGUUGCCGUGGAUACAGCUGGACUGUGAUGUGCUGUAUCUCUCUCAGGCAGCAAACAUCAGUGCGUACCAUCUGAGAGCUGAGGGGGGAACGUUACAGAACAGUCGAGUGGCCCUGUUCUCGGGACACCAAGAAGACGUGUGCAGAUUCACUCUGACAGACACACACCUUAUCAGUGCAGGAGGUGAUGGUAAAAUAAUUGUUCAUGACAGAGGAAGUGAUUACUCUGUGGGGUUUCAUGGUCACAAUCAGGAGGUGAACUGCAUUGACUGUAAAGGGGGUGUGAUUGUCAGUGGCUCCAGAGACAAGACUGCAAAGAUUUGGGCUCUGGCUCCUGAUCGAUUUGGACAGUGCUUACACACAAUCCCUACUUAUGACAGAGUGUGGUCAGUGGCCAUCAGUCCAUCUCUGUGCAACUUUGUGACAGGAACAGCCUGCUGUGAGAAUUUUGCUCCUCUUCGAAUCUGGGACACAGAAAGGUGUCACCUGGUGUCAUGUCUUGGUACAGAGUUCCGCCGUGGUGCAGGUGUGUUGGACAUCGUCUACGAGUCUCCCUUCCAGCUCCUCACCUGUGGAUACGACACUUUCAUCCGCUAUUGGGAUUUGCGCGUCUGCUCCAGGAAAUGUGUGAUGGAGUGGGAGGAGCCUCAUGACAGCAGUCUUUACUGUAUAAAGACAGACAAUAAUCACAUGAUUGCCAGUGGUUCAUCGUAUUACGGAGUAGUCCGCCUUUGGGACAAACGACAAACCCGCUGUUUACAGAUGUUCCAGCUGGCACCCACCACCAGCAGCCCAGUGUACAGCCUGUGCUUCAACACCACUCACCUGUACGCUGCCCUGGCCUCCGUCCUCUACUCCCUUGACUUCAGAUCUGCAGCAUCCCACUCCUGGAAAUAACCAUCUGUUAAUGUUGCUUGAGAUUUUAAGGCUCGUUCUAUAUCUCCUCCAAGCCAAUAGUGAUAUUCUUAGACCCUUAAAUGGGGAAGUUGCCAUGUUGCCUUUGGAUGAUCAGUGCAGCUAAUGAUACAGUUAUGGCCUUGUGACAGGCUCCUGGGAGCAAGCAGGGUUCACGACCUUCUGUGGCGCGAAUCUUAACGGACUUAACACAUUGCCAGCGACCUCUGAGAUGUCUGAAACAAACACCGUUCAGAGCUGCCAACAUCCACUGAGGGGAUGUAUGCUAAACCACAGCACAUAUGACAAUGGAUAUAUUGUAACUGAAAGUAUAUUUUUCCAACAAUGAGCCAAUUAAACGUGUUUUGUUUUGGUUUCUU
Carassius auratus (goldfish) is the source of this 1781-nucleotide messenger RNA. It is a transcript of the gene fbxw4, whose product is annotated as F-box and WD repeat domain containing 4. The transcript has 9 exons. The record is from RefSeq and is a predicted model, not a curated record. Gene Ontology annotation, cellular component: SCF ubiquitin ligase complex. NCBI's taxonomy places the organism in Eukaryota, Metazoa, Chordata, Actinopteri, Cypriniformes, Cyprinidae. Gene Ontology annotation, biological process: SCF-dependent proteasomal ubiquitin-dependent protein catabolic process. Bases 226 to 1404 code for a protein of 392 amino acids. Gene Ontology annotation, molecular function: protein binding.